AUGGUGCAAUACAAUUCUCAGGGAAUAGGGAACGUGAGGAAAAACUGGAACCUAUUGAAAGAUGCAGAUAUUUUAGUAAUUCAAGAAACCUUUUUGGAAAAAGAAAAAAUGGAUAAAGUGACUAAUACACUGGAUAAAAAAUUCAGCUGGAGUGGCAAAGCAGCUGUGAGAGCUGGCGAUUUUAAUGCGAGAAUUGGGGAAGGUCAAGGAGUGGCUGAAUGUGGACUAGAGGAGGUAAAUGAAGUUCCCGCAAGGAAAUCCGAGGAUAAAGAAAUAAGAUCGGAAGGUAAGAAAUUAUUGCAGUGGUGCGAGGAGAGAGCAAUAAUUAUUAUGAACGGCAGAAUGGAAGGUGAUAUUGAAGGGAAGAUCACUUGUAUUGGUCAUGGCAGUGGUCUAGGUAGUGUACUAGAUCUUGUUCUAGUCAAAACGGAGGAACAAAAUAUACCUGAUUGGUUCAAAGGUCUCAAAGUGUCUGCACAGGAAGGAUCGGAUCACUUACCUAUUCUUUACAGAGUGAGUUGGGAAAGCAAAAAUAGGACACAAACUAAAACAAUUCAUGUCAAAAAGAAAGGCAGAUUGCGAUGGAAGAAGGAAAAAGAAGAAAGUUUUAGGGAAGCAUGUAAAGCUUCGUGGGGAUCACUGCUAUUAAAUGAAAAAGAUCAAGACAUAGAGAACAGAUGGGACAAGAUUAAACGAGUUAUACAAGAAGCGGCCAAGAAAUCAGGAAUGUAUAAGAAGGGAAAUAAAACAGGAAAUAAUUAUAAUGGAUGGGAUAAUGGACAAUAUAAAGAAAUGAGAAGGAAGUUAUUUAAAUUGUUAUAUAAAUUCAGAAAAACAAGAAACUGGAAGAAUAAGGUUGAAUAUAUAAAAGUCAGGAAAGCCUUGAAGAAGUUAAGAGAGAAGUUGAUAAAAGAAUGGCUGGAAGAUAAGAGGAGAAGAGUAGAAAAAAGUCGUAACUUGACAGAGUGGUGGGAAUCCAUGAGAUGGUUUCGUAAAAGAAGAAAAAUAGUAGAGAACAGUAUCACGAAAGAAGAAUGGGCAAGACAUUUCACAAAUUUACUAAAUGAUGCGGAAAAUUUAAUUGUUGAAAAUGGAAGAAUCGAAGAAAUGGUCGAAAGUGAAGAAAUGCAACAUCAAGAAGAGAAAAAUGAUGGGAUCCAUAAUGCCGUUCCAGAUGAAUAUAACGAAGAAAUCAGUUUAGAUAAACCGAUAGAACACGAAGAAAUAAUAGCAGCUUUAAGAAAUUUAAAAUCGGGGAAAGCAGCUGGAGAAGAUGGCAUCAGUGCAGAGUUCCUGAAAAAUCUACCAGUCGAAAUAUUUACGGAAGUUAGUGAGGCAAUUAAGGAGAUAUGGGAGAAAGGCCAGUUAAAAAACGAAUGGAGGACGUCCAUGAUUUUCACCAUUUACAAAAACGGAGAUGUUAAUGAAACUGGAAAUUAUAGAGGAAUUUCUCUACUGGACAUUGGAUACAAGAUAUUGGCGACGAUAAUGGCAAAUAGACUGAAGAAUUGGUUAGAAGAGAAUGAAGUCAUAUCAGAAGCACAAGCGGGGUUUAGAAUGAAAAGAGGAGCAAUGGAGCAAGUGUAUGUAUUAAAUACAAUUAUAGGAAAUAGGUUGAAACAAAAAGAAGACGACUUCAAAAGAAAAAAAGUUGGAGGAACAGCUUUUGGUACAAGUGAGACUAAAGGUUUAAAAAUAUAUACACUUUUAUACGCUGACGAUGUGGCAUUAAUAGCUGAGGAUGGUAAAGCACUACGGGAGAUGAUGAUAAUUUUGGAAAAAUGGACGGAUCGAAACCUUAUGGAGGUGGAUACAAAGAAGACAAAGAUAAUGGUAUUUAGAAGAGGAGGAAGAAGAAAGAAAGAAAAGUGGACUUACAAAAAAGAAGAAAUUGAGGUUGUAACAGAAUUUAAAUAA
This is a messenger RNA of Leptopilina boulardi, 1917 nucleotides long. RefSeq lists its product as uncharacterized. The transcript is spliced from 3 exons. Bases 1 to 1917 code for a protein of 638 amino acids. The record is from RefSeq and is a predicted model, not a curated record. Lineage: Eukaryota; Metazoa; Arthropoda; Insecta; Hymenoptera; Figitidae.